AUGGGAAUGAAACACUCUUCUCGUUGUCUACUCCUUCGGAGAAAAAUGGCGGAGUCCGACAACACUGAGAUGCCUCAGCUGUAUCAGCAGCCCCUGAGCGCCGCCCCCUCCCAGUCUCAGCCGUCCCCGCUGCCCAAGCCGGUCACCUCCUCCAUCUCCUCGGUGCACCACCUACCCCGGCCGGCCCACACGCCGCACUCCACCUCCCUGCCCAGCUGCCCCGGCCGCGGGAAGAUGGCCAAGUUCCUGGACCCGGAGGACAUGACCUCGCGGGACUACUACUUUGACUCCUACGCCCACUUUGGCAUACACGAGGAGAUGCUGAAGGAUGAGGUUCGGACGCUGACCUACCGGAACUCCAUGUACCACAACAAGCACGUCUUCAAGGACAAGAUCGUGCUGGACGUGGGUAGCGGAACUGGCAUCCUGUCCAUGUUCGCUGCCAAGGCCGGUGCCAGGCACGUGUACGGGAUUGAAUGCUCCAGCAUAUCAGAAUACUCAGAGAAGAUCAUCAAGGCCAACCAUCUGGAUAGUGUGAUCACCAUCUUCAAGGGCAAGGUGGAGGAGACGGAGCUGCCGGUGGAGCAUGUGGACAUCAUCAUCUCUGAGUGGAUGGGCUACUGCCUCUUCUACGAGUCCAUGCUCAACACAGUCAUCUUCGCCAGGGACAAGUGGCUGAAACCAGGUGGCCUAAUGUUUCCAGACAGAGCAGCCCUGUAUGUGGUGGCUAUUGAAGACAGGCAGUACAAAGACUUCAAAAUACACUCUCCUGAUUCUCCGUACACACACUGGAAGCAGACUGUGUUUUACCUGGAGGAAUACCUGACGGUGAAGAGAGGAGAGGAGAUCAAGGGAACCAUCGCCAUGAAGCCAAACGACAAGAAUGUGCGUGACCUGGACUUCUCCUUCGAGAUGGACUUCAAGGGCCAGCUGAGUGAGGCAGCCAUCGCCCACGACUACAAGAUGCGCUAA
This is a messenger RNA of Engraulis encrasicolus (European anchovy), 972 nucleotides long. RefSeq names its product protein arginine N-methyltransferase 8-B (gene prmt8a). The transcript is spliced from 9 exons. Lineage: Eukaryota; Metazoa; Chordata; Actinopteri; Clupeiformes; Engraulidae. Gene Ontology annotation, molecular function: protein-arginine N-methyltransferase activity. The record is from RefSeq and is a predicted model, not a curated record. The coding region runs from base 1 to 972 and encodes 323 amino acids. Gene Ontology annotation, cellular component: plasma membrane. Gene Ontology annotation, biological process: peptidyl-arginine methylation.